CUCGUGUGGAAGGACACGUUUCUAGUGCCUAUUGCGUGUGGACAGAAUACUUUUUUAUAACGAUUUUGGUUCGUUUGCGUUUACGAGCCUUGUAUUAUUGACAGCGCUGCCUUUGUUCUACUGGUCAAGCCUUUAAUGGCAGACAUCUGUUACAGCUCACAUAUUUAAAUAAGAAUAAGCAGUUUUUCAUUCCACUGUACAGUAUUUCAUUUAAUUGUAUCUUAUUUUUACAUUGAUAUAGUCUGCAUGUACAUGCAUAUUAGCAACAACAUUUUCUUGCGCCCUUUUAUUCCUGUUUGUUUUUCUUCUUCUUCUUGGACCUUUUUUAUUGUUCCUUUCUAUUUAUGUUGCAUGUUGGAGGAGUCUGGGACCUUUCAUAACUACUCUGUACAUUUUAUGCAUAGGAAAAUGAAGCGUUUGAAUCUUGAAUGUGAUGGGGGUUUUUGUGUAUCCACCAGGACAUCCCCACAGGGGCGGACAGCUGUGUGACCAGCCUGUCCUGCGACUCGCAGCGCUCCCUAGUGGUGGCCGGGCUGGGGGACGGGUCGGUGCGCCUGUUCGACCGCAGGAUGGGUCCCAACGACUGCCGCGUGAUGACCUACAGGGAGCACGGAGCCUGGGUGGUCAAAGCUCAUCUGCAGAAGGAGACAGACGGACAUAUUAUCAGUGUCAGUGUUAACGGAGACGUCCGGUUCUUCGAGCCGCGGUCACCGGACUCGGUCAAUGUACUGCAGACAGUGAAGGGGUUAACGGCCCUGGACAUCCACCCCCAGGCCAACCUGUUUGCCUGCGGGUCGAUGAACCAGUUCAUAGCCGUUUACAACGCUAACGGAGACGUGAUCAGCAACAUUAAAUACUACGACGGCUUCAUGGGGCAGAGGAUCGGGGCCAUCAGCUGUCUAGCCUUCCAUCCUCACUGGCCCCACUUGGCGGUCGGCAGCAACGACUACUACAUGUCCAUCUAUUCAGCAGAGAAGAGGCUCAGAUAACACACCAGCAUUCACCA
Molecule: messenger RNA, 1006 nt
Organism: Notothenia coriiceps (black rockcod)
Lineage: Eukaryota; Metazoa; Chordata; Actinopteri; Perciformes; Nototheniidae
Product: regulatory-associated protein of mTOR-like
Exons: 5
Coding region: 570-989 (139 amino acids)
Biological process (GO): TORC1 signaling; regulation of autophagy; cellular response to amino acid stimulus
Cellular component (GO): TORC1 complex; cytoplasm
Molecular function (GO): protein binding; protein-macromolecule adaptor activity
Source: RefSeq, a predicted model, not a curated record